Molecule: messenger RNA, 540 nt
Organism: Ziziphus jujuba (common jujube)
Lineage: Eukaryota; Viridiplantae; Streptophyta; Magnoliopsida; Rosales; Rhamnaceae
Product: protein BIG GRAIN 1-like A
Exons: 1
Coding region: 1-540 (179 amino acids)
Biological process (GO): auxin-activated signaling pathway
Source: RefSeq, a predicted model, not a curated record
AUGCCGAAGCCGCCAAAGCCUGUUCGAUCCGUGACCGAAACAGAGAAGAACAGCACAAACACUUGGACUAAGCUUGACGAAAUUUUGAAAUCAAGGGCUUUGAAGAUUUGCAGCAAGGUGAAACAGCCAAUUCAUUUCCUUAACUCUCUUUUCACCGCCAAGAAAUCCAAGAGCUCGUCCUCCGCCCAUGCCGUUCAAUCACUUUCAACUUGUUCUUCGGCCACUUCGUAUCCCAGAUCAUGUUUAAGCAAAAACUCUUCACCUUCUGGUAGGAGUGGAAAACUUAGUACUGAUGGGGUUAAAAAAAGGGUUCGUUUCAACCCUGUGACUGUUAUUGUGGAUGAGAAUGGUCGCUCAUGCGGUCACAAAUGCUUGCACGAACCAGAAGAACAAGAAGUCGGCUCGACUCUAAUGUCUGUGAUUGCUCCUACUGCAUGGAAAAUCAAACGGUCGCCGAAGAGGAAGAUGAAAGAAGAUGAUAUAGUCCAAGUGUCCGAGAAAAAGCGGCGAGUGGAAGAACAGCCAGAGAGGAAUUUGUGA